Messenger RNA from Porites lobata, 19472 nucleotides. Lineage: Eukaryota; Metazoa; Cnidaria; Anthozoa; Scleractinia; Poritidae. The record is from the annotation of a GenBank genome assembly.
UAUUUUUCUCCUGGGACUCUGGAUAAUUCGUCGGCGUUCGUAAGAUGCAAGUUAGUAUUAAAAACGUGUGAUCGAAUUUGUAGCAUCCAUGGCGGAUGGUUAAGUAAGGCCUGUAAACAUUACAACAUGGCUUUUUACAACCUCGUACUACUGGGUCUCUUUCUGAUAUGCCAGCACAUUAGGUAUGUGAUGGCGGCGAGCGAAUGCACUACUGCAAUCGUGGCUUCUGUGUUUGGAACUAUUGGAGGAUUGCUUUUUAUUGCUGCCAUUGUGGCGCUUGUUUGGUACUGCUGCCGACAGCGAGACUCAAGUACGAAACUUCACAUUUUUUUAUGACAAUCCAAAAUUUCCAAGAGAUUUCAGUGCGAAGAUCACUUGGUUCCGUUACUCGUUAAGGGGCACUAACCUAUGUUAUGCUUACUUCCUUUUUUUUCUUAGCUUCUCUUUCGACAUCUUCUGCCGAUUCCGCAAGCGAUCAUGAAUUUUCAUUCGGCACAAAGAAGAAAGGUGGUAACAUCGGCUUAAAUGGCAAUGGGACACCUGUUACGUUUUCACAUCGCUACAGUGAAAAAGCACCUUCAGUUGGUAAGUCAAAAAUGCCAAAUGCAAGCAAUUUAUAGACAUACGCACUUACACAUUCCUGUGGUACAGCCUUUAAACUCCUGUUUUAAAAAUAAUUUUUGCUCUGCUUGUUUUAAAAACAUUAGUUUUUGAAAUGAGUAAAACUUAAAAAAUAAAAACUACGCGAUGCAGGUUUAAAAAGAGCAUGAAGGUUAUUUGCUUUGCAGCAUUAAUAAGCUUUAAAGAAUUUGGAUAAUCGUUAUAUUGGCCAAUUUCCACAUUCAUUAAUGAAACUAAACAAUAAACUUUAAAGCCAUUUGUUGUUAUAGCGCAAGUAACGAUUAACAGCCACUUUUCUAAGGAUAUUCUCGCUUAUCUCUAGUUAAGUUCAUGCGGGAGAGACCUUACCACGCUAACAGUUAACAAGCUCUCAUAUAAAAAAAUUCGCUCGGGAAUAUAACUUACCUCCAACUGAUAUUUUUGAUUCGCCGCAGUCAGCCGUAUCAAGGCUCGUAUUGAUUUCUUUUCCUUUUUCCUUUUUACUUCAGUUAAAAUCUUUUUACCAGUUUCAGCGUCUUGUAUGCUGAUCGUGUUGUACAUAAAAUAAUUCCGUUCCACGAAAAUCAUCCUGUCAUUUAUCUCAACAAAACGCCGCAAACCAGCUAAGGAGCUCAAGAUGACGCAGGGAAUUUGCAUAAAUACCAUUGAUGUUUUACAACCAUUCAAGCACAGAAUAUUUAAAGAAAAGAAAACAGUGUUCUCUUGUUACAAGUUCGUUAUGAAAUGAAGUUACCAACUCUUGAACUAUUGAGUAAAAACUACGACUCCUUGCCGAUUAGGGGAGGGAACUAUAAAGGUAAAUUUGCCGAUGAGGAAAGAGUUAUUCAGAAUACAUGAACGAGAAUUUUCUUUCAACCCCAAAAAAACUUCGAGAAGGUUUCGGAAUCAAAAGCUUCCCUCAAACUGGAUGUUGGCAUUCCAAAAAAAUAUUUGUGGUGAACACAGCUUGAAAGUGACGUUUUUCUAAAGGCGCAAAAAAAGUUGAAAGAAAAAAAUUUUAAAGUAAUGAAAUUCUCUAAGCUAAAUGUAUCAUUGAAUCAUCCAAAGAAACCAAAAAAAGCUGUAAAGUCAUUAAAAUCUGGUAUUCAUAAACCACUAUGAUUUAUUACAGUUUUCACGGGGUUGUGUUUAGACAAUAAAGACAAUUUAUAAAGAUUUAACAAUUCAGUUCUCUAGCUGUUCACUUAUUCAAUUGCUAGAACCUUACUAUUGUUCUGUUUCUGCAUGUUUUUAAAUUAAGUUAAAGCAAACUUUGAUAUUUUUUUAGUUCCUUGAAUCAAGAUAUUCUGGUAUUGUUGUGUUUGUUUUCUAAUUUUCAAAUGUUUAUAACAAUAUUUAAGGAAAAUUGAUGUUUUCUGGUGCUAAUUCAGGUAAAAAAAGCAGGGAGUAAAUGUUUCCUCUGUAAAUGAACUUAAGCAAAAAGAGUGGCAAAAAAUGAUUUACAAGUAAAAAAACAUGCCUUUCGAUCUUAAGACUGAUAAAUUCGCUUACUAACCUACCACUAAAAAGUGAUUCACGAUAGAUAUAUUCUGCAGCUACAAAAUCGCUGGCUAAUGUAUUUUAUUAUAUCCACUUUGAAAUCACUGGCGAUCCCUGCAAUCUGAUUGGCUCUGAGCUGUGUGAUUUAUUCCCAAAUCGCACCAUUUUUGGCUCUAAAUCGCAUCUUUUUCCCAGCCAAUGAAAAAGGCACACUAAAACAGCACAACCAAAAAGAUUUCAAAUCUCGUUUAAAGUAACAAAUCAAAUUGCAGGCAAAAUGUAUGUAAUAAUUAAAAGUGGUAAUUUAACUUCCAGUCGUGCAAUUUUGAUCUGAAAUCAUACUUGAGAUUUCGAAACGAACUCGCGAUGCGCGCUGGUUCAAUUUUGAAAUCACGCUUAUGAUUUUAGGCCAAAUUGCACUCCACUCAGUUGAAUUACCGUUAUAAAUGAAUGCGCGUCCCGUAACUUCUUAGGUUGGGUAGUCUUGAGAAACUUUUUCUAUCUCAGCGAUCGCUGGAAAGUGGCUUCCAUCGCUAUAUCACAGCGAUCGUAGGGAUCAUACAGAAACCAGGCUUUACCCGAUGAUUGUGUUUGCUUUCGAUUGAAUGAUAUCACUUACACAAACAUGGUCAUUUUCAGUGUUUGUUUUACAUUCUUUUUCACUACUUUUUUUCUGUAUCUUGUGAUUCGUUGUAAGUUUGUCAUUCCACUCUGUCUAAUAGGCCACAAACUAUUAUUUCAUUUCCUUCCUGCUGUUUGAGUUAUGCAAAGCCGGAUAUGAGAAAAUAUUGACGCAGCUAUCUUCAAUAAAUGGGAAAGAUUCUUUGUGCUUGCUGUCUAUUGGAACAGGAGGUCAAAAUUAUAGCCCUUAAAGAAUUUAUAAAUACAGCGCUGCUAGGAAUAUGUCUAUAAACUCCUUUUUAUGACCAGUGGAAAUGGGUUUCUCGGACGAAAACAUAUUUUCGUUCAUUAUUUUAAGCCGAGGUGUUAUGUGGCUAGAGAAGUCAGUCAAGCAAAGAUGGUUGUAAUGGAAGUUAUGUGCAGUUUGCAUUGUAAUUAGCACCUAAACUGUACUUAGGUCCCUUGACAUAAGUUGCUGACCAGCAAGCGAAUUUUAAAAUCUCUGAAAAUUUUUGUUCGAGCGUCCAAGAACGCUAAAUUCAUACCACCUGUUGGGUCAAUUCUUAAUUUAUUGUGUUCACAGUUGGUCUUUUUUACUCGCACAUAUGUUAGCUUUUUAUAGCAAUGAUGUGUAUGCUGGAUUUAAUGACGGUUAAUUCAAAAUUCUUGUUGUUGCGUAUACCACGGAACUAGCUUCCAGUGCUCUUGAGUCUUCGUGACGAACAAACAAAAGCAUUAUAUUUGGUGUAUGAGUAAGGCUUAUGAAAAGGACCCUGUUUAAAAAUAUAUUACUCAAUUAUUAAAUAAAAUACUGGCAUCGGCAAGACAAUUUAACUAAACAUACACAAUUUCUUACAACAUAGAAAAUAAUUAUUAAAUAGGAUAAAAAUAGAUGAGGCUGAUAGUGCAAGUUCAAAAAAGAAAAAAUACGAGAAAAAGAAAAACAAGCAAAAGAAGCGAAAAAGUUCACCUUCCUUCAGAAUCCUUCAAAUCCUUCAGAUUUAAUCGUUUUUCCUGCUGGUAUGUCACUAUGAAUUUUGCAGGUGUAUAUCAAACAAACAAAAAACACUUUCGACUAAUCAGUUUUCAUUUGUACCUGUGUGUUGUUGAUAGCGGUGAAACCCUCGUCUUAUAACUUACAACACGAUAUAACCGAGCCGUUCGCUAUGGUAAAAAAAUACAAUUUUAUCAUAUAAAACAGCAGUGAAAUACCAAGUGAGCUUUUGCGCGAAAACAUGAUAUCUUCGCAUUUGAAAAUACGAAAUUUCUCUUCAUGAUCAAGCGUUGAAAAAUAUCUCAAAAGUGAGCGCCGCUGGGAGGCUAUGUAAUACCCACUAUAUACGUUUUAGGAAUAGAAAUGAAAAAGCAGGAAAAAAGUUAUUAAAGAAUUUGAAUUUGACGACUUUCAACGUGUUUUUUACAUUAGUCGGUCAGUUUAUCAUAUAUGAACCACUUUAAUGAAGUGUAAAAUGUUGUGUUCCAGCCUACAACACAUCAGGUGUGGUUAACCCAGCCUUUGCUGAUGGGAGUCGUGAAGUUUUUAUUGACAUGCCACAAGGUCAUCAUGAUGAAGUUAAAAUUGAUCUGGAUGGAGAUCCAUCGUUCAAGCCUCCUGCACAUAACGAUGAAAUCAAGAUCGACAUGGAUGGAGGAUCUGGCAUUAAACUACCCUCCGGUUCAGGGGAUGCAAAGAUUGACAUGGAUGGAGGAUCUGACAUUAAACUACCCUCUGGUUCAGGGGGUGCAAAGAUUGACAUGGAUGGAGGAUCUGGCAUAAAACUACCCUUCAGUGGGGGAGAUGCACAGAUUGACAUGGAUGGAGGAUCUGACAUUAAACUACCCUCCGGUUCAGGGGAUGGAAAGCUGGAUAUGGACUGGGAUCACGAACGUAAUGUUGACUUUCCAGAUGGAAAUCGCCCGGAAUUGAAGCUUCUCACGGGGAACGGAAGUCCUUCGGGUAGUGGUCUUCCAGGUACCGAUGCAAAUGUAAUCAUCAAGGGUCCAUCGAAACCUAAGGUUAAAGAGUCGAUUCCAAACGUUGAUUUGGUAAGAAAUUGAUCAGACCAUUUUUCAAUUGUUUUUAUAAUGUUGUUUAAUUGCUUGAGUUUUGAAACGCUACAAUAGUUUAAAUAACUGGUAGAUUUGUCUAUUCUUUAGCCGGAUCAUUUAGCGCGCAACAGUAAACACAGUGAACAUAACAGUGAACAUUUCCGUUGGCAAUAACAGCGAGAAUAAUUCUCAUCACUGCGACCAUAUUCUAUCCCGUUCUGUCUGUUAUCACCAUAUCCUUGUAAGAUUCAGUUUAAAAACUCAGUUUCAUCAGAUCCCCCUCUUUAUCGGAUUUCUAGUAUUACUGAAAUAAUAUGAAACAUUCUACGACUACGCCCUGUAGUCCUAUCUACUUGAAAUCAUAUUCGUUUUCCUAAGUCAGGUUAGAAUUAAAACAUGGAAUCCUACAGUUUUUAAGUUAAGACCUAUUGAAGCUGCCAUGACAAAGAAUUGAGCCAACAGUGCAAAGUAGAAAAAGAGAGUUUCAUUUCGAAUAUACUAACAUCGUUUCUGCAAACUGUUACAUGAGGCUAAUAAGUCUUUUCCCCAUUUGCCUAUCUAAAAAAGGUAGAAUUUUCUCAAAAACGAGUGACUUUCCUUUUCAGCCACAGAAAACUGUUGACGUAUUUCUUGAACGUCCAGGAAAUGGUGGUUUCGGAUUACUGAUAGCAAGAGACAAGACUUUGCCGCCUCCUGCUUUGUUUAUCAGAGAAGUUACACCCGGAGGCAUCGCAGCAAAGACUGGACUCGUUGAUAAAGGUUAGAGAUUUAAACUAAUAAAACCUUCGUCUAGAAAAAAAGUCGCUGUACCCCCUGUGGUAGAUAAUUAAUUCAUAUCUUCUUUGACGACCUAGUCAGUUGUAGCCUGCGAAAACAUCCGUUUCCCCUUGCUCUUCGUCGAUGGGGACGUUUCGCGAGGAGGAACGUCUGCGACUCAGCGACACAAAUUCCAUACUGAUGACGUAAAAUAUGUCCGGAAUCUGGUCAGACGCGCUGAUUGGUCGACGGAGUAGUUUCAUUGUUUUAGCUAUUGUUUACGAAUGACAGACAAAAGACAAAAGGCCACAAAGGUCAAAUGUAAACGCAAAGAAUUCCUAACAAAAUAGUCAAUAUUUGUGGAAUAUAGUCUUCUAUAGAAGAAGCAUUUGAGUUUUGCUGGAGCUCUUUGGCAGAUGAACACAACACUUUACCAAAAUAGACCAGAAGACACGUAAAAUUGGACAAAUUUGUAUUUGGAACCCAUGACUACCGGAUUUAUUAUGUAAACAUUGGUUUGCGUCAUCAGUAUGGAAUUUCUGCCGCUGAGUCGCAGACGUUCCUCCUCGCGAAACGUCCCCGGCGGCGAAGAGCGAGGAGAAACGGAUGUUUUCGCAGGCUAAGUCAGUUGAGGUGUUGACCACCACUUUUGGACUGCAUACUGUUGGUCUUCUCUUCAGGUGAUAAGUAUAAUGUCGAGUUGAUUAAGCAGUGCUUUUUGGAUCACAAUGGGGGACUAUGUUUCGCGCAUUUCAAUUUUUAUGGUUCCCUCGGUGGUUCGCUGGUGUACAAUUCAUCUCCUGUGUUUUCCAACCAUGACCUUGGUUGGGAGACACGUUUUAGGCAAUAUCAAAAACAAAUUACUCGAGUGCAGUGUGCAAGAGUGCGUCUUCCCAUACAGUCUAUGUUAUUUUGUCUAUGUGUAUGUGAUUUGUAGUGCAUGUUACCUAUCUGUCAUGAUUCAGUUGGUGUCUUUCCCCUUGUCCCAGUAUGAUCUACAGCUGUACGCGUUAGAACUCUUUGGCCAAGAAUGGCUAGACACGCCCACAAAGGGUAGGCGUUCAGUACUGUCUGAGUCAAAACGUUUACAGUUGGGCGAAUCAUGUUUAGAAAACGCUUGGACUUCGCAAGUUGUAACCUGAGAUCAGGCGUUAUUUUUUUCUUUUUUUGCUUCUUUGACUCGAGAGGGAAAAAAACGCCUGAUACAUUCAUUUAACAAGCCGUCAACCGCCCCCUAAUUUAAUUUACAUAAUCUAACGUCGCUUGACCUGUCAUGAUCUUAGCCAAUCAACGUUUACCAGACGGGAAUCAAAUUUUGGCGCGAAUAAUGUCCCUUUUGAAAUUAAUUUUAGGGAAAAGAAUUUUUUUAAGUACGUCCAUGUUCAGAUGGAGCUUUCUAAAAAAUUUUUUAACAUGUAUUUUUGGUGAUGAAAUACUGCUAGCUGCAACAAAUAAUAAAGAAUUUACUGGUAAAAGUUCGUUGACUUCGUCAUGUACCGAAAGCAUUGAAAAAAAAAUUACGCUGGUUUCACGGACUAAAAAGUGUUGUGAAAGUGAGGAUCGCUCAGAAUAAUUCGCAGGUUUCUGAAGGAGGAAUUACAGUCAAACCAGGUCAAGAGUCCAUUCAUGAAUUGAUUAUUAAUUUGAAAGUGAACCCGUUUGUCGCUUCUGUUACUUGUACCCGGUAUCAAAUUGCAUUUAAACGAUCAGUAAAUUUUGGACUGGAACUUUUUAGUAUACGAUGAGAUGGAAAAUAUUUCAAUGGAUCAAAUUUCUCUUUGGAACUUGCUUCAAAUUUACGAAAACUGAGCCGGAAGAAAUUUCAUAACGAACUCACGUGUGUAUUUAUUACUCCUUGCGCAAGAAAAAAUGCAGACUGAAAUAAACAACAACUAACGGAUGGCGGCAUUUUGGCCAAUCGGAACAGCGCAAAUCAUCCUUAUUGUUUCCUAUCCAAUCAGAAAAAAUUCCAUAUUCUGGCUUUUUUCCAUGUAAUUUGUGAAAGAAUUGUAUCAUACUCUAGAGGACAUGAUCGCAGGCUCCGCAAGUAGCGGAUCGUGUGUUCAAAGCAAAAACGAUGUCUGUGCGGUUUCACGUCGAAAAAUUAAUGUUGCUAUAUUGGUUCUAGGUGACAAGAUCAUUGCAAUUAAUGAAACAUCCAUUGAGGGAAUGCCUCAUGAUCAAGCCAUGUCACUUUUACGAGAUGAUAGCUUGAAAAUACUACAUCUAACUCUGAAGAAAAAGGAACUUUAUAAGAUAAAGGGUAGGUCAAAAUAGGUACUUUUUAAUAAUCAAGUGAAUAGUUGACUAGACCAAUUUCAAUAUAUUAAAAUUCAAACUUGGCUCCGAGGCUUGGGGAAAUAAAACAAAAGUAAUCUAUUAUUCAUUGCUGAGGGUCAAGACGAUUUCAUUUGUUUUAUUCCCCGAAGUCUCGCUGCCAAGCAUGAAUUUUGAUAUAUCGAAGUUGCUCUAAAAUUCCUUCCAAUGAUUGCUACACUGUUUUGUAUCAUUAAUGUGGAGAACAAUAUAGAACGAUGCGACAAAUCAGCGACCUCAUCUAAAUUAUUCUUUAAGACUAUACCUUUCACUGUAAAAUUGACGCGCUUAUAAGCUUUGUUUUUAUGCGACAUGUUAGAUGGUGAUGUUACAUAUUACUUCUUUGCCAAGUUAAAGAAAGGGUGGUCAAAUGAUAUUUGGGCAAAAUGUUCCUUAAUAUAGGUUAAUUUAAAAUGUGAUUUCGCCUUUUUACUAUAAAGACUAUAACCUAAUAAAACCAGUAAGAAAAUGCUUGCUUGGUUUUUACCAUAUGUUUUUACCUAGCAUGUUUUUUCUCUCAAAACUUUCCUGUUAAAAUCUGACCCAGAAAAUUUAAAAACCUUUCAAAUUAGAGUUUGUUGAGAAAGCCUUUUUUCUCAAUUUCAGGAUUGAAUUUUUAAAAUUGUCUCGUACAUAAGCGGUUAAAACUCAACUGUUUUGUGCUCCGUAAAGGAGCUGCUCAGGUAUACGUUUUAACCCCCCAAGUCAUCGCCCAGUUUGAAACACAAAUCUCACCACCAAUUAAACAUAGGUUAAGUACAGUAGUAGGGUACAGUAGAGUAUCUUUAUUAAAUCUCCACUUUGUGGCUCUUCCGAUUUAAUUUACAAAUUUGGAAAAGGAAAGAAGAAAAACAAGACUAAUUUACAAAUCUAAUUAUUAAUAACAAAUGGAAAAAAAUUAAAAACGAAAUAAAAAAAUAGCUACGAUAAUAUAUCGUUAUUAGACCAUACACAUAUACCUAUUAUUGACUUAAAAAUACAGUAAUGACGUAUACUGUUUUAGUCAUGCAAUCAGUCACCUAGUUCUCGGUGUGACAUAGCGGCUCUAAUUUUGCGCCACGCGUUCUACUAUUUCUUGUGCUUGCGCUUAGCGAGUUCCAAGUGCUGAUAGAUCGAUAAUGAAAGGAACGUUGCCCAGUGGCUGUCAUGCACAAAGAAACGUCCAGGUUUUCCCUGAAGUACAUUCAACUAGAGGAUUUGUGAAAAGCAAAGGAAAUCGGCGCAAAAAAGUACAUUCAUUAUAAAAUUUUCAGAAUCCCAACUGUGGUUUUAUCCUUAAAUUUUUAGGUCGCCGCUUUAACCAUCAUGGGCAUUUUGGGAAAAGCGCAUUUUCCACAAUUCUUACAAGAGAAAUAUACCAAGACAGCUUAAAGAAUUUGGACGCCGACUCUGCCGGGAGAAUUUAGUUCCACGGAAGCUGCCUAGCGCAUAGUCGCUAUAACAGAUUGAGAUUUACCUAGGCCUGGUUUCAGUUUUGCUUUAACCUGCCACCUGAUAUGUUCAAAAACAAGUCAAUGAAAACGAGCAGUCGAAAUCUUAAGGAGAACGUCUGCAAACAUGAUGUGCAAAUUUUUCUUAAACUACUAUUUAGCAAUUUCAACGUCGGUCUUAGAUUAUGGAACGAUGUUUAGCGGAGUAUAGAGCGAGUUCGAUAUCCUGAAUCGACAUAGUUCAACCUGUUUGGCAAUGUGUAUGCUAUAAAACACCAACAUUAGUAGUAUCAGUCGUGUGCAACGGAUAAUCUUUAUCAGCUUUUAUGAUAUACGAAGGUAGCUUUUUAAAUUUUUUAUGAAAGAUAAAUUGGCAGUCUUAACCCACCACUGGAUGUCGUUCUUGUGUCCUUCUGAAGAAUGUAAAUAAAAUAACAAGAAUGGUGAUUAUAUUAACAUUUCAAUUUUUUGAUGUUAAAAAUAUGUCAUGUCUAAAGUUGUGUAGAUCCUGCUUUUGCAAAGCUGAUCUGUUCAGCAUUCUUGAGACCAGUCUUUGUAAAAAUUGUAAAGUAUGCGCAACAUAGCUUUAAGUUACUAAUGUAUCAUACAGUUUUAAUUCAAAAUUUUUAUAGCGUUAUAUUACUAAUUAGUUACUACUUUUCUUAGCCUACAUUUCAAAUUUUAUAUUUUGAGUGUCUUCAAUUAGUAACGGGCGGGGCCCCUCAGCUACAUCUAAAAUAAACGUUAACAAAGUUUCACUCACGGUUUAUUCAUUCAUCAACUGAAUGUUUAGAUAAUCAUGUUGCUUAGAGAGAAAGAGCAUUGUUGAGAAGUGUUGUACAAAUUCUGCUCUUGUAGCCGGAGGAAACUAGGAGAGAAACAAGCGUUCCCCAACUGCAGGACCUAUAAAGUGUUUUAUUCUCUAAAGGCCUUUGCAAUCAAGCCGAUGUCGUCCUCCUAACUUUAAAUAGGUAGUUAUCUUUGAUGUUGUUGGGGGAAAAGUUCCAUUACAACUGUUAUCUGGGUGGGUGGAUGUGAAGCAGCUUUACUGUACUCAGCCUCUCUUUGGAGGCAAUUUUGAGUGGAACCGAAAUUCUACAUUCCAAUCGACUUUAAGGAAACUGCUAACAGUAUCAGUGAAUUUGCCUCUUUAUGCGGUUAAUUCAAUUAUAUUACGUUUCUCUUUCCAAAUCCUUUACUCUGGAAUGUCCGUAGGUUUCAGACUUACACUACUCAACUGUUUAUUUCGCAGGUAGAUCAGUUGAUAUACCUGAUGGAAUCAUAGAAGAAUCAUGUAAAGUUGAUAUGUCACCGGGAUUAGAGGCAGGUGUGCCGACACUUGAUGUUGAAGGGGUCCAAGGUCGCGCCCCUGACGGAGAAGCACUGCUAGAUGUAAACAUGGGUAAACCUCAUCUGAAUAAGCCUGAAGGAACGCUAAAAACACAGGUUUCUGCUCCAGAUACGUUUACAGACGUCGACCUUGGUAAACCCUCGUAUGGCCUGGAUCUACCGUCAUCUAAAAGGAAGAGUGCCAAGUGCUUCUCAUGCGCAUCCAGUGGAGACAGAGACGAGCCAUACAUUAAAGGAAAAUCGAACGUUGGCAUAGGUCUAAACACACCAGAUAUGACAGCAGACCGAAAAGCACAAGACGUUAAAUUGUCUACCGGCAAACCCGACUUAAAACUUCCAUCCAGAGACUUUGAUGGACCUGAUGGCGAUAUGGAGAUGAAGGCAGGAAGGAACUUUGACAUGAGUGGAUCGGGUCCUGAAAUAAGGGACCCGGAUGUAGGAGAUACGCAAAACGAACAUGGGCUUCGUGGAUCAGCACCAGAUGUAGAUAUAGAUGUGGACCAUGGAAGAUAUAAUGGAGAUGCCUCCUUACCUACUGCAGGGGUUGCUCCAAAGGGUCCCGGGCUUGGUCCCUCUUCCGCCGAGAUGAAUUUGCCUUCUGGAAAGAAAAAACUAGGAAACUGCCUUACGUGCACAGCAAGUGGUAAAAAAGAUGAGCCCUAUAGGAAAGCUAGGAAAAACUAUGGAUACGAGUUUGAAGGACGAGACGUUGAUGGCUCCAUAGAAAUGAAAAGGCUUUCUGGGCCUUCAACUGAUGCCAGUGGACCAGACGUUAACAUUUCUAAGAAACGACCAGGAGCCAAGUUAGACACGGAUGAUGUCGAUUCACCUGAGGCGAGAUUAAGUACAGAAAUAUCAGGUCCCAACGCUAAACUGUCACCUGGUAGAGUAAAAGGCCACUCAGCAAGUGGUGACGUACAUUCUCCGGAAGUAGAUUUUCCCUCCACCAAGAAGAGUGGUAGCUGUUUCUCCUGUGUAGGAAGUGGGGAUAAAGAUGAACCAUACAGAACAAACAGAGAAAAGACAGAUUUCGGUUGGAAUCCACCUGAAGUUGACGGAUCUUUAAAAAUGGAGAAACCUGACGAGCUGGAUAUCAGUGGCUCUGGUCCUGGUUUCAGUGGGAGGGGAGAGAAAAAGGACUUGGGAUACCAAGUAACUGGCCCAGACUUCAAUGUUCAUGGACCAAACAAAGGUAUUUCCACAGAAAUACCGAAAAUGGCGGUCGAUACAGCAUAUCCUCAUGUCAAGUCAGCAGACGUGCCCUCUGGAAAUAUGAGCGAAGGUAUUUCUGGCCCUGAAAUUGAUCUAAGUGGACCAAGUGCAGACGUUCCUGACAGAGACUUCACUAUUAAAGGACCGAAAGGAGAUUUUUCUGGGCCUGAAUUUGACGCUAGCCGACCCAAAGCAGGAGUGUCGGGGCCUGAAAUAGAUCUUAGCGGACCGGGUCCAGACCUUCCUAAGGGAGACAUCAAUAUUAAAGGGCUGAAAGGAGACUUUUCUGGACCAAAAUUUGACGUUAACCGACCAAAAGGAGGAGUGUCGAGGCCUGAAAUGGAUCUCAGUGGACCAAGUGCAGACAUUUCAAAGGGAGACUUCAAUGUUAGGGGACCAAAAGGAGACUUUCCUGGGCCAGAAUUUGACGCUUGCCGACCAGAAAUAGGGGUUAAUAGGCCUGAAAUUGAUCUCGAUGGUCCCAAUUCGGACGUUUCUAACGGAGAAUUCAACAUGCGAGGUCCUAAAGGAGAUUCUUUCCGACCAGAAACGGAAUUUUCUGGACCUAACAUUGACUUACGUGGACCCAAAGCUGGCGCUUCCAGUGUUUCUGGUCCGGGUCCUGAUUUAUCAACUGGAAAUAUAAAGGACCCUAAAGUUCAUUUGGAUGCCACGUCUGCUGAAAUAGAUUUGCCUUCCAGAAAGAAGAGAAUGAGUGGAAAUUGUUUUUCAUGCGCUGGUGGGGCUGACAAAGAUGUGCCAUAUGGGAAGAAAGCAGUAGAUGCUAAUGUUGAUCUUAAAGGUUCUGAUGCAGGCGUUUCUGGGCCGAAAUUGGACACUAGCCCACCAACAGUAGGCGUUUCGGGUCCUGGCAUUGAUUAUAGUGGACCAAGUGCAGACCUUCCUAAGGGUGACUUCAAUAUUAAAGGGCCGAAAGGAGACUUUUCUGGACCCGAAUUUGACGCUAUACGACCCAAAGCAGGAUUUUCUGGAUCUGAAAUUGAUGUAAGUGGACCAAGAGCAGACGUUCCUGACAGAGACUUCAAUAUUAAAGGACCGAAAGGAGACUUUUCUGGACCCGAAUUUGACGCUAUCAGACCCAAAGCAGGAUUUUCUGGACCAGAAAUUGAUCCAAGUGGACCAAGUGCAGACAUUCCUGACAGAGACUUCCAUAUUAAAGGGCCGAAAGGAGACUUUUCUGGACCCGAAUUUGAAGCUAGCCGAUUCAAAGCAGGAGUUUCUAGACCUGAAAUUGAUCUUAGUGAACCAAGUGCAGACGUUUCAAAGAGAGACUUCAAUAUUAGGGUACCAAAAGGAGACUUUUCUGGGCCAGAGUUUGAUGCUUGUCGACCAGAAAUAGGAGUUAAUGGGCCUGAAAUUGAUCUCAGUGGCCCAAAUUCGGGCGUUUCCAAUGGAGAAAUCAACAUAAAAGGACCUAAAGGAGAGUUUUCCAGGUCCGAACUCGAUUCUCUUCGACCAGAAACAGAAUUUUCUGGGCCUAACAUUGACUUUCGUGGACCCAAGGCUGGUGCUUCCGUCAAAGAACCAAAUAUGGAACUAACAGGAAAGCCCAAAGCUUCUGGUCCUGGUCUUGAUUUAUCAACUGGAAAUAUAAAAGACCCUACAGUUAACUUGGAUGCCCCGUCUGCUGAAUUGGAUUUGCCUUCCAGAAAGAAGAGAAUGGGUGGAAAUUGUUUUUCAUGCGCUGGUGGGGCUGACAAAGAUCUGCCAUAUGGAAAGAAAGGGGUAGAUGCUAAUGUUGAUCUAAAAGGUCCUCAUGCAGACUUUUCUGGGCCCGAAUUGAAUACAAGCCGACCAGAAGUAGGAGGUUCAGGUCCUGGAAUUGAUCUCAGUGGACCAAGUGCAGACAUUUUGAAGGGAGACGUCAAUAUUACUGGACCGAAAGGAGACUUUUCUGGGCCCGAAUUUGACGCUAGCCGACCCAAAACAGGUGUGUCAGAGCCUGAGAUUGAUGUCAGUGGACUAAGUGCAGGCAUUUCCAAGGCAGACUUCGAUGUAAGAGGACCGAAAGGAGAUUAUUCUGGGCUCGAUGUUGAUGCUAGCCGACCAAAACCAGGACUUCCUGGACCUCAUUUGGAGCUCAGUGGACCAAGUGCAGAUAUUUCCAAGGGAGACUUUAAUAUAGGAGGACCCAAAGCAAACUUGUCCAGGCCCGAAUUUGAUAGGAGCUAUCCAAAAUCAGGCGUUUCUGGGCCUAAAGUAAGUGCAGGUAGACCAAGCACCGAUUUUUCAGGGCCUAAAUUAGAUGUCAGUGGAUUAAAGGCAGACCUGUCUGUUGAAAAACCAAAGGUGUCUGGUCCAGAUCUUGAUGCCUCGAUUGGAAAAGUUGGGGACCCUGAAGUUAAUGUCAAUUCUCCGUCUGCUGAUUUAGAUUUUCCUUCCAAAAAGAAGAGAAAGAGUGUAAAUUGUUUGUCUUGCACUGGUGGGGUUGAUAAAGAUGCGCCAUAUGGAAAGAAAGCGAUGGAUGCUAAUAUUGAUCUAGAAGGUCCUAACGGGAAAAACCGAGAUGGCGAGUUUGAGCUUGGCCAUCCAGAGUUUGAUGGAAAAUUUGGAGCCAAAAAAGCUGGCAGUUUUGACCUUCACGGACCCAAUAUUGACAGUGAAGACUUGGCGAUGAAGAUAAAUACUCCAGAUUUCGACCUAAGGUCCAACAAACCUAAUUCUAGUUUCCAAACACCAGACCUGGACGUAAAGGCUGGUAAUAAAGGGGAAAUAGACAUUUCCCUACCAAACGUUACUCAUGAAAAGCCAAAAUUAGCAGGAACCUUUACUGGUGAAGAAGAUAAAGACAUCGAACUUAGAGGUCCGGGCCUAGAUGUUCACAGUUCGCAAGGCAGCGCUGAUUGGGGCAUUCCUGGGUCAAAUCUUCCUGACGCGCCAAGGGUUGCUAUCAACAAGCCGUCAAUUUCUGGUGGGGAUUUAGAUACUGAUGCCGAAGUACCAGGUCUAAGAAUUUCCGGUAGUAAACCUUCAUCGGAAUUGGACACAAACGCCCUUGAUAAUAACACAGACGUUCCUAAGAGCGAUCUCCGUUUUGGCAUAAGUAAGCCAGACCUUGAUACGAAAGCUGACCAACCUGAUCUAGACAUUUCAGCCCGAAAACCGCAAUUUGGCGGAGAAGAAUUUGACAUGGAUAAUUCAGAGCCAGAAAUUCCUACUAAUGAUUUUAACUUUGAUCCAAGUUUACCUGGAAUCGGAGUAGGAGUUGGAGGACUGGACAAGAACAGGAGAACAGGUGAAUACUUAGACACUGAUAUAAAUCGACCUGACAUUAACGAAUAUGACAUGGAUAUACCGAAGCCGAAGAUUGAGACAGGUGAUGUCAGCUUAGAAGGCAGUUUGCCUGAACUCGAUACCUCUGCUGAGAGUCCAGCAAUUGGUUUAGACGAUAGACAGCUAGAUAUUAAUGUCUGGCAACCGACCCAAGACAUCCUAGCACCAAAAACACUCGACUCACCAGAGCCGAAUGGAGGAUGGUCUUUUCAACCCGGAGGAAAAGACUAUGACACCAAUUUUGACUGGAGUGUAAAUACAUCAACACCCAAACAAAAAGGCAGCAACCUUGCAAAACUGGAGUUAGAGACCGAACCCCUUGCAGUAGUAAACGAUUCCAAUUUAGAGCUCCAAAGUACUCCAACGAAAUUUCCUUCGAUGGAUUACGAGGAACCUCGAAAUCUUCAGCGUUAUGAUGAGAUUCGCCCUGACAUGGAAUUAAGAUUGUUAUCCCCAAAGAAGACGGACUAUCCAAAAGCAGGUUUUGAACUUGAAAACUCAGAAGGAAGUAUUGAUAUUGGAAAGGAUGGGAUAGAGCGGAAACCAGGCAGAAUGUCUUUAGUUAAGGUGGAAGAAAACGUGACCAUCUGCUCAGCGUCACUUGAAGAAGAUGAGCCUCCCGCUCCAAGGAAAAGAACAUUGACACUAGACAGAGAAGUUAGGCAGAAAAUUGAAGUUGUUUUCCCAGGUGAAGAGGGUUCAGACACAAAACAAAAAGGUUCGUCUAGCUCGUCCUCAUCUUCCUCCUCUGAAAGUGAAGAUAACAAAGAAAAAACCGAGAAGCGUAAAAAGAAAUCGCGGUUGUUUAAGGCGUUCAGAAAAAGUUCAACCAGUUCUGCAUCUUCAAAAGAGGAUGAAACUCCUAAGCAAAAAGAAAAAGAAAGGAAAUCUUCAACAAGUUCUUACGCAUCCGAAGACGAGAAGGAAGCAAAAAAGAAACCAUCAAAAGGUGAUCUUGCCAUGGGUAUAACAACCCAAAUAAAGCCAAAGAAACGCAAAAGUUCUGGCAGCUCUUCCUCAUCGGAUAAUAAAACUGGUAAAAAGAGGUCUGUCAAGCAAAAAGACUCAAAGCAACACAAAACCAGCUCAACAUCGUCGUCAGACGAGGACCAUUCUAAGAAGAACAAUUUUCCAAUUUCAAGUGAAUACCCCAGUGCACCAGUAAAGUACAACGUGGAAUACACGACAUUACCCGAACAAUAUCUUGUGAGUGCAAACGCAGGAGGACCUAAGAAACCAGAGUCAAGUGUACCUACUGUGGUCUCUCACAUCCGAGAUGACAAAUCUAAACACGAAGAAAGAAAAAGCUCCACAAGCUCCUCGUCUGAUGAGAGUAUACCAAAGCACACAACGUCUCCUAAAGAUCCUCAACCAUCGAUGCUAUACAAAGUAGAGUAUUUUACUAAUCAGCAAAAAUAUAUCAUUGAACCUCGUGAUGAAUUUGAUAAACCAGAAUUAAGUGCUGCAGAGGUCCAGGAAGAUGCUCCAAAAGUGGAAUUUCACUCUGUUAAACCCGAAGAUCCCAAAUUCUCCUUUAUUGAAUCAAAGGAACGGAAAAGCUCAACAAGUUCGUUAUCCUCGGAAAAGGGUGCUUCCGACGUCCAGGAAGUCGACCUGAAGAUGGAAUCGCCUUCUAUUGAACUUAAAGAUCCAUCAUUGUUCUUCACUAAAGCAAAUGAGCGCAAGAGUUCAACAACUUCAACUUCCUCUGAAGAGAGUGGUCGUCUCUCACCCAACCUAGGGGUAAGCGUGCAAAGGCAAGAAACAGUGCACCAGGUGUCAGCCCCGGAUCACUUCUCUAUCAAUCAGGUGGACGUCCCAGCAGUGACUGAAGACCCUUUAGUCAUCGUAACUCGUUCCUUUAAAAGACCUGUACCGGAGAGUGACGAGGAAGGCGCAACGAAACAUUCUAAAGUCCAGCUUAACGAGCCUCCAGUGACCUUAGCCUACCAUCUCCAGUACUCUCACAAUAUCAGAAUGGGUAUGGAGGACAAUGAUAACCAAGUCCAAGAAGAAGGAAUUGCACCUGUUGUUCGUUCGCGCUCAGUAGAGUAUGAAGUUCCAGACUUGUCAAUAGUGUUGCAACCAGAAGACGAUCAUUCAUUCAAAGCAAAUGAGCGCAAGAGUUCAACAACUUCAACUUCCUCUGAAGAGAGUGGUCGUCUCUCACCCAACCUAGGGGUAAGCGUGCAAAGGCAUGAAACAGUGCACCAUGUGUCAACCCCUGAUCACUUCUCUAUCAAUCAGGUGGACGUCCCAGCAGUAACUGAAGACCCUUUAGUCAUCGUAACUCGUUCCUUUAAAAGACCUGUACCGGAGAGUGACGAGGAAGGCGCAACGGAACAUUCUAAAGUCCAGCUUAACGAGCCUCCAGUGACCUUAGCCUACCAUCUCCAGUACUCUCACAAUAUUAGAAUGGGUAUGGAGGACAAUGAUAACCAAGUCCAAGAAGAAGGAAUUGCACCUGUUGUUCGUUCGCGCUCAGUAGAGUAUGAAGUUCCAGACUUGUCAAUAGUGUUGCAACCAGAAGACGAUCAUUCAUUCAAAGCAAAUGAGCGCAAGAGUUCAACAACUUCAACUUCCUCUGAAGAGAGUGGUCGUCUCUCACCCAACCUAGGGGUAAGCGUGCAAAGGCAAGAAACAGUGCACCAUGUGUCAAGCCCUGAUCACUUCUCUAUCAAUCAGGUGGACGUCCCAGCAGUAACUGAAGACCCUUUAGUCAUCGUAACUCGUUCCUUUAAAAGACCAGUACCAGAGAGUGACGAGGAAGGCGCAACGGAACAUUCUAAAGUCCAGCUUAACGAGCCUCCAGUGACCUUAGCCUACCAUCUCCAGUACUCUCCCAAUAUUAGAAUGGAUAUGGAGGACAAUGAUAACCGAGUCCAAGAAGAAGGAAUUGCACCUGUUGUUCGUUCGCGCUCAGUAGAGUAUGAAGUUCCAGACUUGUCAAUUGUGUUGCAACCAGAAGACGGUCAUUCGCAGGACGCAGAGAAAGCUGAAAAUCGGGUGCCAACCGACGAAAAAGACCGCGCAUCUCCGACAAUGAACAUACAAGCACAUACCUUUGAGACCGUGUACGAGGUAAAUAUUCCGGAAAGACCAACCACAGAUAACUAUGAGCUGGAAAUUCAAGAACACUCACCUGUUGUUGUGUUACGGUCAGUUAAAAGGAUUUCUCCUGAACAUAAUGACUUGGAGGAAGAUACCCAGAUAUUAACUAGCAAUGCAGACGUUCAGCUAAGUGAGCCUAGUAACGAUGUUCAGCUCGACUAUCCAGAAGGAUGGGGUGUUUCCACCACUGAUGACUACCAUUUGCCGAGAGCUGAAGAAGAAUGGAUCGUGAAGCACUCAGUGAAAAAGGAUAAACCAGACAUAACAUCCUUGGCAGGUUCACUUGAUUUUCCUGAAAAUGAAAAUCAGCCGAAGGCAGAAUCUAACCAGGAUAAAGAUGCCAGUGUAAAAUCUCCUCGUGAGGCAAGUUCCGCAAGACGAAAUUCUAACUCUCGCCUUUGGGACUUAAUGCAGGGAUACUUGAUAGAGAGACCAAUUGUGGAUGAUGAUGAUGACAAAGACUCUACACCAGACCCUGAAAAGACCACAGAAGUAAAGAAUGAGGGAGACUCAAAACCAGAAAAACCGGAAAGAAGUGUUUAUAAUUUUACGAUACAGCCGGUCAAAUUUGAUACCGUUGAUGUCCAGGUUCAAGCUAACGACAGUAAAGAACCAGCGAAGAAAUUGACUACGUCCUUUACUCAAGUAGAAGUUGAUGUUCCAAAAGAAACACCUGUCUCUCAGUUUGAUAUCAUCGCAGUUAAACCUGAUGUUAAAGAGCAGCAUACUGAACUGGAGACUGCGCCAGUUCCGAAAGUGGAAAGUGUUAUACCAAAAGCAACAUCCAGUGUCUCACAGUUUGAACCUGUUGCCAUUCAACUUGAUGUGGGUGGUAAACAGCCUAUUGUAAAAGAGCCUCGUUCUUCAUGGAGAAGAGAAGCUUCGCUUCCCUCAGAUGCAGAUGACAACGAAUCCGACCCUUGGAUGAGACAUUACUCCAAAGGACUUUAUCAAAGAGGCCAUCAUCAACCAUCAACUUCAAAAUUUACGGAAAAGGAAUCAACAGUUCCUGAAAGGCCAGGCCUAAGCCUGUCUAAAGUACCACACGUUAAAGGAGUAAGGACAUCAUCUGAACACCAACGUGAAAGGCCAAGAUAUUCCAUCGAUGGCCGAGCUCAUAUCGAGCCUGCACCUUUUCCAAGCGUCACAAAUCGCAGCCAAACAGGGACAUCCAGACAAGAGCCCUCGAACAGACCAUCAGUUAGCAGUUUACGUUCUUUUUGGGAUAAAUAA